AAAGUACAAUUUUCCUUUUCCGGUUUCACAGCGUUCAUUAACGCGAAUCGGCCGCCUUGCAAAUGCUCCCCUCCAAAUCACUGUAAAACAUUCUUCCUGCAGUCUUCUCAAACCCUAGAAACCCGCAUUCACUUGGGUCCCGUACAGCGUUUCUAUUUAUUUUCGCAGCUAUCAGUUUGUAGCAUGUGUUGAAAAGAGAAGAUGAAUUCGUUUUCUGUUACUCGGAAGAAAACCCCCUUUCAAAAGCACAGAGAGGAGGAAGAAGCCAAGAAGAAGAGAGCGGAGGAUGAAACUGCACGCUUGUAUGCGGAAUUUGUAGAGUCAUUCCAAGGGGAUAAUACGCCUGGGUCAAAGACAUUUGUUAGAGGAGGAACAAUCAAUCCCAAUGAGAAACUGAAGGCUGAUUCUGAAGCAGGUGGAAAUUUCAAAGAUGGGGUAUCUGUUCCAAAGAAGGGAAGUAGGUAUGUUCCAUCUUUUAUUCCACCUCCUUUGGCAACCAAGGGAAAAGAACCUGAGAAGAAGGAGGAGAGACCAAGGGAGAAGGAAAAGGGAAAGUCAAGGAAUAUAGAUAAUUUUAUGGAGGAACUGAAGCUUGAGCAAGAAAUGCGAGAAAGGCGAAAUCAGGAGCGUGAACUAAGGCGGGAAGGGCGCCAUAGUGAAAAUUCCGCUCCACCUAGCCGGUUUGAUGAACUUCCAGAUGAUUUUGAUCCAAGCGGGAAGCUUCCUGGAUCGUUUGAUGAUGGGGACCCUCAAACUACAAAUCUAUACGUUGGAAAUCUCUCACCACAGGUGGAUGAGAAUUUCCUCUUGAGGACUUUUGGAAGAUUUGGGCCCAUUGCUAGUGUAAAGAUAAUGUGGCCUCGGACAGAAGAGGAGAGGAGGAGGCAAAGGAACUGUGGUUUUGUUGCUUUUAUGAAUAGAGCUGAUGGGCAGGCUGCAAAGGAUGAAAUGCAAGGAGUUGUUGUUUAUGAAUAUGAGUUGAAGAUUGGUUGGGGCAAGUCUGUCUCUCUUCCAGCACAAGCCUUACCUGCUCCCCCACCAGGGCAUAUGGCUAUCAGGAGUAAGGAGGGUGGUACUGUUAUUUUGUCUGGUCCUGAUGGUCCACCAGUUACUUCUGUGACAAACCAGAGUUCUGAGCUGGUUCUUACUCCCAAUGUUCCUGACAUAAUGGUUGUACCUCCUGAGAACGAUCACCUCCGCCAUGUAAUUGAUACUAUGGCUCUGUUUGUUCUUGAUGGAGGAUGUGCUUUUGAACAAGCAAUUAUGGAGAGAGGUCGUGGUAAUCCACUUUUCAACUUCUUGUUUGAACUUGGUUCAAAGGAGCAUACAUAUUAUGUUUGGAGACUUUACUCCUUUGCUCAGGGUGAUACGCUUCAGAGGUGGCGAACAGAGCCUUUCAUCAUGAUAACUGGGAGUGGGAGAUGGAUACCACCACCUCUACCUGCUGCAAAAAGCCCAGAGCAUGAGAAAGAGUCUGGUACUACAUUUGCAGCCGGAAGAAGCAGGCGUUUGGAAUUGGAACGGACAUUGACAGAUCAACAGAGAGACGAGUUUGAGGAUAUGCUGCGGGCUUUGACAUUAGAAAGGAGCCAGAUAAAAGAAGCUAUGGGAUUUGCUUUAGAUAAUGCUGAUGCUGCAGGGGAGAUAGUUGAGGUUCUUACUGAAUCUUUGACGCUUAAAGAGACACCAAUACCAACCAAAGUUGCAAGACUUAUGCUUGUCUCUGAUAUUCUUCAUAACAGUAGUGCUCCUGUAAAAAAUGCAUCUGCAUACCGUACGAAAUUUGAAGCAACCUUACCUGACAUAAUGGAGAGCUUCAAUGACUUGUACCGUAGUAUCACUGGAAGGAUUACUGCUGAAGCACUGAAGGAAAGGGUUAUGAAGGUUCUCCAAGUAUGGGCAGACUGGUUUCUGUUUUCAGAUGCAUAUGUAAAUGGACUUAAAGCUACUUUUCUUCGAUCUGGAAAUUCCGGUGUGGUCCCUUUUCAUUCUUUAUGUGGGGAUGUGCCAGAAAUUGAAAAUACAAGAAGUUCUGAAGAUCCAGUUGAGGGGAGUAAGCUCAACCAAGAUGCUGCAUUGGCUAUGGGGAAGGGAGCUGCUAUGAAAGAGUUGUUGAAUCUUCCACUUGCUGAGCUGGAAAGACGUUGCAGACACAAUGGGCUUUCUCUUGCUGGUGGUCGUGAAAUGAUGGUUGCACGGUUGCUUUAUCUUGAAGAGGCAGAAAAGCAGAGGAGCUAUGAACGAGAUGAUGAUCUGAAAUAUGGACCAAGCUAUUCUAACUCGAGUAAAUAUGCAAAGGAGGAGAAUAACUGGAAUGCAAAUAGUGCUACUCAUAGGGAGACCAACCUUGGGAUGGAACCUGUUGGCUCAUCCGGAUGGAAUCAUUAUGGGGAUGAUGGGAUUCAUUCACAAGGCAAAGUUUCCUCUGCACCUUUGGCAGGAACUAUUCCUAUUCCACAGCCUGAAGUAAAAGCUUUCUCCAAGAAAUCUGAUCCUGUUUUACCUGUUUCAAAAUGGGCUCGAGAGGAUGAUGGCAGUGAAGAUGAAGAUAAGAGGAAUGCUCAAGGUCUGGGGUUAGGUUACUCAUCUUCUGGAAGUGAAAAUGCAGGUGAUGGUCCAAGUAAGGAUGAUGGGACAGAGGUUGCAACUGAUCCAAUCUUCCCACCUCACCCUGAGAGUGGCAUGAAUGAAGAACAGAGACAAAAGCUAAGGCGUCUAGAGGUUGCUGUGAUGGAAUAUCGUGAGUCUCUUGAAGAGAAGGGAAUUAAAAGUUCAGAGGAAAUUGAAAGGAAAGUGGCAAAUCACCGAAGACGGCUACAGGCUGAAUUUGGGUUAUCAGAUACUAAUGAAGAUGGUUCAGGGAGCAGUAAGCAUUCAUCUCAAAGGUCAUCAUUGGAGAGGAGGGACAGAAGAGAUGAUUUCCGUGACUCAAGAAAGAGACAUCGUAGCCAGAGCGGUAGCCGGAGCCCACAGUGUAAGUCAUCAAUUAGAGACAGAGAAAGGGAAAAUGAUGUAGAGAGGGAUCGGGACAGGCACCGUGAUAGAUCUCAUGAACCAGAAAAUGAAAGGGUGAGGGAGCGUGAGAAGAGUGGAAGCAGGGAGAGGGAUGAUCAUGAUAGGGAUAAAAGCAGAGAAAGAGACAGGGAUAGGAGGAGAAGGGGAAAAUGAAGGAGACAACCUUGUAGGAUAGUUGCUUCUCUAGAAUCAACUUGAAACUAAAUUUGAGAUGUUCUUCCAGUAUUAAGAAAAAUCCUUGAGUAAAUAAGUAUCGGAAUGAAGCUUUGGUGUAUUUUUUGGUUGAGGUGUGGUGGGGCGGUAUUGUAGGCAUUUUCAAAGAUGGCCUGCAAAGGAGAAUGAGCACUGGCAGCAGCACACAGCAGCAAUAUUUUUUUAUUGGAGCUUGGUUUUGUCAAUUGGAACGCCGAAAUUUGAUGAGGGAAGGGCAGCUUGAGUGAUGCAAGGAAACCUUCGUUGAUGAUGAUAAGAUAAAAUGUCGAUAUUUUGAUUCCAUCUCCAGUGGUUUCUCCAUUCAAUGAGCUCAAAGUAUCCACUCUAAGCACCAGAUACGAGUGAGUGAUUGUAGAACAUCUUGUUUCAACCUUUCUUUUCUCUUUAAGUUUUUGGCAGAUUAAAAUUGUAGAUAAGUCCACUUGGCGCCUCAAUUAAGUUGACAAUGGUGAACUAUUAGAGGAUUAUGUUAUGCAUUGUAGAAGCCACAUUUUUAGUUAGAAUUAUGCUAGUAUGACCUCUUUUAAUCAUAUGAGGGUGUGAUGUCAUAGUCAGAACAUUGUAGGACUGGUUUUCCCUUAACCUCUCUUAGCUGUAAUUGAUUCGGAUUUUGAUCUAGUUGUUGCAGUGAAUACUAUUCUGUUGGAAGAAUCUGCUUAUGGGAUAAUCAAGACUUUCCUAUCUAAUUCUUACAUUAUUUUGAUGUGCUCCCAGGCAGGGCACCUUU
This is a messenger RNA of Nelumbo nucifera (sacred lotus), 3955 nucleotides long. NCBI's taxonomy places the organism in Eukaryota, Viridiplantae, Streptophyta, Magnoliopsida, Proteales, Nelumbonaceae. The record is from RefSeq and is a predicted model, not a curated record.